AUGCAUACCAAUCAAGUUUACAGAGAGCGUGUUACUGCAAAUAAUGCACCACACAAAUGGUGGCACCACCGUUGGUUCAAAAUAAUCGGCAUUUUUGUUAUUGUUUUAAUAGUUUUUGCUGUUAUACUUGCUCUAUUGUUAAACUUCGUCGUUUUUGCACCGGAGAAAUUAGAAACUAGUAGCACCACCGCAACAUCAUUAUCGCCACAAACAACAACUACGACCACAACUCAGCAGCCAGAAUGGUCUGUUACCGGUAAUAUGAAUAAUGCACGAUAUUUGCACACAGCAUCUGUAUUAUCAAAUGGAAAAGUAUUAGUUACUGGUGGAUUAGGCAAUAGCGGUAUGUUAAAUAGUGCUGAGCUGUAUGAUCCAUCAACAGGUAUUUGGACAACUACUAGCAAUAUGAGUGUUGCACGAUUUCAUCACACAGCAUCUGUAUUGUCAAAUGAAAAAGUAUUAGUUACUGGUGGAUACGAUAAUGGUUAUUUAAAUAAUACUGAAUUAUAUGAUCCAUCAGCAGGUACUUGGACAACUACUGGUAACAUGAAUAAUGCACGAUCUUUUCACACAGCAUCUUUAUUAUCCGAUGGACUAGUAUUAGUUACCGGCGGAGAGUCUCGUGGUGCUUAUUUAAAUAGUGCUGAAUUGUAUAAUCCAACAACAGGUAUUUGGACAACUACUAGUAACAUGACUAGUAUACGACAUAAGCACACAUCAUCUGUAUUUUCAAGUGGAAAAGUAUUAGUCACUGGUGGAGGGACUCGUGGUGCUUAUUUAAAUAGUGCUGAAUUGUAUGAUCCAUCAGCAGGCAUUUGGAUAACUACUGGUAACAUGACGAAUAGACGAGAAUAUCACACGGCAUCUGUAUUGUCUAAUGGAAUAGUAUUAGUUACAGGUGGAAACAAUGCUUUUCCUUAUUUAAAUACUGCUGAGCUGUAUGAUCCAUCAACAGGUACUUGGACAGCUACAAGUAACAUGAUUAAUGCACGAUCUUUUCACACGGCAUCUGUAUUAUCAAAUGGAAAAGUAUUGGUUACUAAUGGAUGGAAUGGCUAUUUUUAUUUAAAUAGUGCUGAAUUGUAUGAUCCAUCAACAGAUACUUGGACAACUACUGGUAAGACGAAUAAUGCACGAGAUUAUCAUACAGCAUCUGUAUUGUCAAAUGGAAAAGUACUAGUUACUGGUGGAUACAAUGGUCAUAUUGCUUUAGAUAGUGCAGAAUUAUAUUAA
Messenger RNA from Adineta steineri, 1233 nucleotides. The record is from the annotation of a GenBank genome assembly. Lineage: Eukaryota; Metazoa; Rotifera; Eurotatoria; Adinetida; Adinetidae.